AUGAAGGAUGUAUUACCAUACUUCCUAUUCUUUAUAUUUGUAGAGAACGUUUUGGAUCUUUUUUUUGAAGAAGACCUAUCUUGGAAUGAUUCCUUUACAAGUGUUGCUACUGGAAUCGUAUCCAAGACUUGGGACCUCCUGCUGGCUGGCUCAUUUAUUGCUGCGUUUGAGUAUGCUGGUACUUGUUACAUGUGGAACAACUAUAGGUUGUUGGACUACGCCACAGAUAAUAAGUUGGCCUCAUUCUUGUGUUUCUUAAUGGUCGAUAUUGCAUUUUAUAUUGAUCAUCGUCUAACACAUGAGGUCAGUAUAUUAUGGUUGGGUCAUGUACAACAUCAUUCUGCCGAGAAGUUCAACCUGAUUGGUAACCUGAGGUUGAGUUUCCUCAAGAUCUACCGUACCUGGACCUACCUCAUACCCAUGGGUCUUGUGUUCCCACCUCAGAUGCUUUUCUUCCAUCUCCAAGCCAACAACAUAUACCAAUUCUUCCUCCACUGCAAGUACGUUCCCAAGCUUGGACCAAUCGAAUGGAUCUUCAACACUCCAAGCCAUCACCGUGUCCAUCACGCCAGGAACCCCAAGUACAUUGAUAUGAACUAUGGAGGUGUCCUGAUCAUUUGGGACCGCAUCCUUGGAACCUUUGUCGAGGAGGAUGAAGAAUGCUUUUAUGGACUAGUCCACCCUGUCAACAGCAAUGACCCGACCUGGAUCCAACUACACUACAUCUACGAUAUGUAUUUGAAGUGGAAGCAACAGACUACUUGGAGCCACAAGUUCCAAUCUUUGUUGAAGGGUCCAGGCUGGAGACCCGGCUCACCACGUUUGGGAUUCAUCGCCGAGAUACCCGAGCCAGUGAAGGGUGACUCCAAGACCAGGAUCGACCCACCCGUGGCCAGCUCUCUCAACCUCUAUGUUGUUGUACACUGUGUUAUGGUGAUUGGCUCAGUCUUUGUCUUUAUGACCAAGUAUGAAAAGGACAAUACCAACAAAGUUCUGGCGCUCUACCUCCUGCUAUGCUACCUGAGCAUCACCAUCCUGGGUAGGAUCUACGACCGCAAGAAGUAUGCUUAUGGUGUUGAGCUAUUUAGAUUGUUAUUCUUAGUCGCAUUCACCUGGACCAACGAGGGUUCCAUGGUCCAAUUCCUUCGAUCGAUCUGUGUUGCCUCAAGUGGGUUCAUGAUCACCAAGAUCAUGGAGCCACCCGAGUCCAUCCUUGUGCGAGCAUAA
Messenger RNA from Acytostelium subglobosum LB1, 1227 nucleotides. RefSeq lists its product as hypothetical. The transcript has 3 exons. The coding region runs from base 1 to 1227 and encodes 408 amino acids. The record is from RefSeq and is a predicted model, not a curated record. Lineage: Eukaryota; Evosea; Eumycetozoa; Acytosteliales; Acytosteliaceae. Gene Ontology annotation, cellular component: endoplasmic reticulum. Gene Ontology annotation, molecular function: iron ion binding; oxidoreductase activity. Gene Ontology annotation, biological process: lipid biosynthetic process.